CCCGUUUUCCCACCGCGACCUCACCCCACAUCCUCGCUCGAGCCAUGGAGGAGCUCCUCCCCUUCUCGAAACCCUAGCGCCGCCGCGCCCUGUCUCCUCCAGCACCGGUGACAUGUAACCGGCCAGCGCCAUCCAUAUUCUCCCCCGUGUCUCUUCUUCCCACCCGCGACCACGACCACGGCCUCGCGAUGGACGUCGCGCCGGCCGCAACCUCCUCGCCAAAACCUAGCUUCUCCCAGAGCGGGAGCAACGACAGCGCGGAGAGGGAGAAGAAGGCCGUCGCGGCCCACCCGCUUCACGAGCGGCUGCUGGAGGACCACGUCGCCUGCUUCCGCGUCGCCACCCCCGGCGCCCAGCUUCCCCGCAUCGACUCGCAGAUCGCGGCCAGGCCGCCCCCACUCGUCGCUGCAAUCGAGAUUGUGGGUGGCCCCUCCAACCUACGCCGCCGGCAUCUCCGCCCCUUCCAUCGACGCAGCCACCGUUUCCACUCACUCCACCGAGGUGCAAGUGUGUUGGUUCAAGAGCCAUCGAAACUGUCAACUUCAUAGGAACUGUCAAUUCAUGUGCUCACGUAGCCACAACGGUCAAGCCUAGCAGGCCUCCCCCAUGCGGGUCUGCUUGUUUAGCCUGAAGUGGGAGCUUCUACUUCGUUUGGGUCAUUGCAAGCACAACCAAACACAAAAAUUACUUUUAGCUCUAGGUUUUUAUAGGCCUUUCUCAUUUGCAUUAAAACCUGCAAGCCCCUUCGGAUGUACUCCCGUAGUUUGUGGAUCCUCCUGCUAACUAAUGCAUCUGGGUACUACAUAUUUAUGGCCGAAAUGGCACCACACACAUAUAUAUAAGGCAAACCCCUUCACAAAUUUCCCAAAUCGCCACUGAAAGCCUGCGGCGAGGGUUUCCAACGACCUCUAGGGACGAUGGAUGUUUGUGUGACUGGAUAUAUGGAGCUUUGGUUCUGGUGGACCUUUUAACUUGGAGGAAGGGUCUCAUGGUGCAAGGACGUACCUCUAGAGAAAGAUGAUGUUGAGUCACUCAGUCACACGUCUAUGUCCGUGUGUUUACUACCAUCCAACAGACUUGAUUUUCUUGCAGAUAUUGUUGCAAUGCCAUCUCGGCUUUCCAACAUAGAUGAGAUCUCGAUGCUACAUGCCUUCAUGGAUGACCUCCCUUUGCAUCAUGGUCAUGCACUCGCCUCACCUCGGUGCCAUAGUUUUUUAUAAUUAAUACCAUAUAUAUAUUUAAAAUAGCAAAUAAUAUACUGUAGAGAUACAUGAGCUAGCUGUUGUCUUCUGCAAUAGAAGACAUCGGCAUGGGUUGCAAGAUCAAACAUUGACAUGCUUCACGUGCUUGCAAGAGGAGGAUACGGUGGAGCACAUCCUAGUGCAAUGUCCAUAUGCGAGGCAGACUUGUUUCGAGUGCUUGAUUGCUGCAGGGCUGAGCAUCAUGGAGCCAACGCAAGAAAGCAAUCUGGAGGAUUGGUGGAGUGCCGCGAGGGUUUUGGUGACUCCAAAGGAUAGAUGGGGCUUCGGUACGCCGCCCUCCUAAUUGCUUGGUCGUUGUGGAAGCAAAGGAACGCGCGCGCGUUCAACAACCAGACACAGUAGCUUAGCGUCCAUCAGCUGGUGGAGACGAUAUCAAGGAGGACGGCGAGGCAAGGAGGGAGUGAGACGAUAUCACGAGAGUAGGCUUAGGUGGUGUGUGUGGGUUGGAGGAAACCGGCACAUCUGUUAGCAGAUGGGGCUGGCGAUCUUGUAAAUGAUUUUUUGCUAUCUUCUAUAAAGAUUUUAUACGCUAUUAACGUACCCUCGAAAAAAAAGUCUAAAAUGCAAAUCUUAGAUGCUUUUGAACUCUUUCUUCUUCCAAGAUGAUUCUAUUGAUGAAGGCUUCGUGCGGUCAGAUUGCGUUUUUUUUUUUCAAUU
Molecule: messenger RNA, 1919 nt
Organism: Lolium perenne
Lineage: Eukaryota; Viridiplantae; Streptophyta; Magnoliopsida; Poales; Poaceae
Product: homeobox protein knotted-1-like 2
Cellular component (GO): nucleus
Molecular function (GO): DNA binding
Source: RefSeq, a predicted model, not a curated record